Messenger RNA from Porites lobata, 3249 nucleotides. NCBI's taxonomy places the organism in Eukaryota, Metazoa, Cnidaria, Anthozoa, Scleractinia, Poritidae. The record is from the annotation of a GenBank genome assembly.
AUGUUUACCACUCAAUCGAUUUUGACUUGGCAGGAUGAGGACCAUCUGUCUUUUCCCGUUAUUAAUAAGAAUCAUCGACGUUUGAAAAGAUCCGCUUUUCACUCAUUUUACUCUGUCAGUCUGGUAUCAUGCAGUCUGAGGUGCCAAAGCCAUCAUCGGUGCUUUUCUUCGAAUUAUCGUGAUGCGUCUGAUCACGGCGGAAUUUGCGAGAUGAACGAGGGUGGAGCAGAACCGCCCAUUGAAGAAAAUGAAGACCUGGAAUAUGACAAAAAUUCAGUUUACACUCAUUUUCGUAACAAGAAGGUAGGUCUGAAGACUAUUUCUGUUUUCAAAGAAAAAUACCCAUCUAUGCCUUUGUCUUAGAAGCAUUAAGGAAUUUUUUUGACUAAACUGACGUGUAAAACGAAGUAUUUCGAUCAACGCAAUUGCUUCAAUAAAUUCCCUUAUCAUCUAGCCUACAACUGAAUUUAUCACUAGUAACAGACCCACAGUGCUUAAUUGCAUAUACGUCAAAAUGUCCAAAACUGUUUCCUCGCGUUUAUGUUUUAUAAAGAGCAAAGCAAAUAAUUGGUCAUAUAAAAAUGCUCGCGUAAUAUAACCACAUGUCAAGUGAAUGUUUUUUAAAUAAAAAAUGAAAUUCUUGAUCCUUGGCCGAUCUAGUCCGGCAAGCCAUGCGUCGUUUUGACGCUAUUCAAAGAAGAUCAGAGUGUCUUUGUGGCACCUUAUUGAUAAACUAUGGACGAGUAGAGCUAGAGUUAAUUGUAAAACAUGGGAAGUAGCGUUUUAAGACCGAGGACUCGGGCAGCACACUUUUUUGUAUAUUUCUUAGCCGUUGUUGAACAACUGCGACAUGAAACUUCCUAAUUUCACGAGCCCGCUUUAUGGAGUAGGCGAACACAACACAAAACGUUUCCUAUUUUUUUUCUAAACUUAGAUACGGUCUUUCGGACUCAAACAAUUUCACCUAAAUUUGACAAAUUAAAUGAAUUCAAAUAACAUCGAUGAAGUUUGAAACAGUGGGAAUUCACUUUUUAAGUGACGUUUUCGGUUUGUUGUCAUCGGGAAAUUUUGCCACCAUGGCAAUGUGAUAUAGCGACUUCUCCGUCUCUAAGAGAUCCCUUUAAAGGCACCCUGUUAAUUUUUUUUUCUCUUUCUGAAGUACGGCUGCCAGCUGACCGGCUGUUUGAAUGGAGGCUCAUGUAUUUUUUCGGAAGUUUCAAAAACCUUUCGCUGCGUUUGCAAAGGACCAUGGAUUGGCGAAUAUUGUAAAGGUAUUUACCCAGCUAUCUGUACAGUUGACUAGCAUAAGAAUGAGUGCAAUAAUUUACGUGAUCAUAAUUAAUCAAAUGCGUAGCUCCUAGCUAAGCUCCUCCUAUGAUAUCUCAGUUCCAAGGUAUAAAGCAUAGCUCGAAUCCUUACUCUGAUCCUGAAUUGAGUAGGCAGUUUAGGAACUCACAAACGGUAGGGCUAUUGCCUGAAGUGACCAUGGCUAAGAAAUUAAAGUGGGUAUCAGUACAAAGGGCCGCCUAGUUUCAAGUUAAGACGCCACAAAAAAGGGAAACAGGAUGCGGAAAAUAUCGCGAAAGGUUCCCAAGAACUCAAAUAAAAAUAAUUAUAGUGAUGCUAAUGAUGAUAAUGAUGAUGAUGAUGAUGAUGGCAAUGACGAUGGUGAUGGUGAUGAUAAACUUCCAAUCUGUCUUAUAGUGAAUCACUGUUCGGGAAGUCCAUGUGCCAAUGGAGGCUCGUGCAGCAAUCUUGUUGACGGCUACAAGUGCAGCUGUAUUAAAGGACGAUUUACUGGCAAACUUUGUGAACAAGGCGAGACUACAACCUACUUAGUUUAGCAAUAAAGUUAACUCUCUCCAAGACGGACGCCUUUGAGACCUGCCCCAUGUCUUCAUAUAGAGAGAUGUCCGUCUUAUAGAGACUUGUAAAAAAUAGAGACCUGUAAAAAGGACCACUGAAAGGGAGGGACCACCUCUAGGCGUCCGUUUUAGCGAAGUGUACGUCUUGAUAGAGCGUAUUCACAUGACGUCACGGCGGCCAUAUUGGUGUACCAAAACGAUGAAACAGCGGCCAUGUUGGUGUGCCUUCACAACCCUGUGGGAAUUGAACUCUUUUCUUAUGUAAAAACUUUCUUUUGUUCGUGCAAAUUAGCAUAGAUGCUGGCCCCGUGAGUGAAUACGCGCUAUAGAGGUGACCGUUGGCGUAAAGAGAGGUUGACUGUAUAUACCGCUAACAACUUCUGGUUGUUUUUGUUUCAUUGUUGUUGUUGUUGUUGCUGUUUAUGACAGGGCUCAAAUCUCCUUUUAAUUCAUAACAGGCAGUUUGAGCCCUUAAAUGCGUAAAGGAAAGAUUUAACGACAGUUUAAAAAUUUCAGAAUUUACAAGGACUUGUAUGGAAAACCACUCAAGCGUGAGUGGGUGGCAAGAGUUGUUUUUCUCAUACAAAUCCUUGCGAUAUACAGUUUAAAAUUUACAGGUUUCCUAAUUUUAAUAUGCUCUUUCAGCUCGUGCUAACAAAAUUUUUCAAAGGCGAACUAUUUUCAAAGUUAACAAAAUUAAUAGAUGCAAGUCAGAUUGAUGUGUUCGACCUGUUGAUUAAGGUCAGGCUUUUCCAAAUUAAUGUACAUAGACUCCUGACGCUUAACCUAUUAUGGGAAAGGCCUGACCCCAAUCAACAGAUCGAACUAUUUUCGCUUUUACCGAAAGUUGGUCACGUGAUUAACUAACGCAAAAGGCCUAUUAGCGCACGAAAAGCAAAACAUCUUAACGUCACAACCUGUUUACACACUCUCAUGCAAACACACCUCUCGGUCAAUCAGAGCGCGCGUACUAUCUUAGUUAUUUUAUGAAAUGUCGUCAUGGUUAUAAUGUUUGUAGUCACAUAUUUUGCUUGUUCUCUUAGCUUGCCUAGUCCCCCUCGGUAUGCAAAGUGGAGCCAUUUUGGACUCCCAGAUUAGGGCUUCAUCAGAAUGGGACAUCAAUCUUCCCGCCCAGCAGGCCAGGUUACACUUCGUAAAAACCGAUCAUGGUGCCUGGUCAGCUAGGUCAAACGACAUACACCAGUGGCUACAGGUCGAUCUUUUAAAUACGACUCGAGUGUCAGGAGUAGCAACUCAAGGACGGAACGGAUGCUCUUGCAAUCAAUGGGUCACAAAGUACAAGUUGAAGUACAGUGAGGGUGGACAGGCGUUUAUGUUCUAUAGGAGAAGCGGAGAUAAUUCAGACAAGGUGGGAAACAAUUAG